Molecule: messenger RNA, 2717 nt
Organism: Diachasmimorpha longicaudata
Lineage: Eukaryota; Metazoa; Arthropoda; Insecta; Hymenoptera; Braconidae
Product: lysocardiolipin acyltransferase 1-like
Exons: 4
Coding region: 545-1657 (370 amino acids)
Biological process (GO): phosphatidylinositol acyl-chain remodeling
Cellular component (GO): endoplasmic reticulum; endomembrane system
Molecular function (GO): acyltransferase activity
Source: RefSeq, a predicted model, not a curated record
UAGUCGCCGAUGAUACAUUUGUUUUCAUGUUUUUCCUUGCAUUCUAUUCUUUGCUCUUCUCAUGAUCAACAUGAAAGUACAUAAUUUAGCUCAUUUUAGCUGAUUAUUUUCUAUAGAGAUAUUACGAGUCUCUAAAAAUCUGCGCAAAACUUCUUGAUGAAUUACUAUCAUUAUCAAUUAAAAACCACUAAAAAUCCGAGUUCAUUCCCCCCAUUCUUCCCCUCGUCCAAGGAGCCGUAUGGCUGCUGUUUCCGACGUAGAUCAAUACCGGUACAGCCCAGCAUCCCAGUGGGUCUCGUCAUGAAGGGGCGAAAGUAGGAGGGAGGUAGUCAGAGAGAACUACAAAGGGUGGAGUUGAAACGUUAGAUAAGGGUGUAGUCGGAGGGAUGUCGAGACACGAGAAAGAAGCCCCGAGCGGUUGAAAUGCUCGUACGGAAGCCAAAUCAAGAGCAUCAUCUUGUCAGUCGGUUAGUCAACGCUCAGUGCUGGUAAAAUGAGGGCGUAAAGAAAAUUAAUUUGAUGAUUUAUUGUUGUUGAGGCUGGAAUGCUGAUGCGCGAGUUGGUCUGUGGCAUUAUUUACUGUGCCCUGUGGUACGGAAGUAUCGUCGCUGGAUUUCUCUUCAUCGCUUGUCCCCUACUUCCACUUUUGAUUUUAUCACCUCCGAAAUUCCGAAAAUGUGGGGAUCUGCUAUUUUCGUAUUGGGAGCUGUACCCCACAGCACUACUGAAGAUGUUUGGGGUGAAGGUGAUAGUAUCGGGUGACCAUAUAUCGCCCAAUGAAUCAGCCAUCCUCGUUAUGAAUCAUCGGACUCGCGUUGACUGGAACUUCCUCUGGGCGGCGAUGUACCAGGCCUGCAUGCCUAGCAUCGCUGCCCAUAAACUCAAGUUCAUCCUCAAGGACCCCAUUCGCCACAUUCCAGGACCAGGUUGGAUAAUGCAGAUGAACGGUUUCCUUUACAUAACUCGUCGCUGGGAGGAGGACAAAGGUCGACUGUCCCGAAUACUCGACUACCUGGUGGCGCUCCAGCGUCGCACCCAGCUCCUCAUCUUCCCCGAGGGGACAGACCUCACUCCCACUAGCAAGAAAAAAUCCGACAAAUUUGCAACUAAAAACAAUUUCCCCCUUUACUCCCACACCCUUCACCCAAAGACAACAGGCUUCAUCCACCUAGCUCGCCAUCUUCAAGACUCCCAGUACUUGGACGCUAUCUACGACCUGACCAUAGGCUACCCCGACUACGUACCCCAAUCGGAGAUCGAUCUAAUCCGUGGACGAAUGCCGAAGGAAGUCCACUUCAACGUGGAGAGAAUUCCAUCGCCUGAUGUACCUAACGAUGAAGAAGGACUGAGAAAGUGGCUAGAGGAACGGUGGAGUGCUAAGGAGAAGAUGCUGUCAACAUUCUCGGAGGAAAAGUAUUUCGUCUCUGAUCCCUGGAAAUUCCCAAUGACAAUUUCCCUGAGGAUUGCCUUUGGAUUUUGGACGCUCUUGACCAUCACGGCUGCCCUCAUGCUGAUCACCUCCACUUGGUUUCAAUUGUGGACACUCGCACAUACUAUUUUCUUUGUCUGUCUAUCGAUAUUCAGUACUGGGUUCAGUCAACUGGAGAUCGGCUACUACUGGAAGUGGAAAAACUUUUCGAAGGCUAAGGAGAAUUAGCUGGGGGGAGAAUUAGUUCAACUGGGGUAAGUUGGUUUGGGAAUUCCUAGGCAGCUGACAACAGAUGCUGAUAAUUUUCAUUUAACUGUCUAUUUGAAUUUGGUAUCUUUUAAAUCCUAACAAAUUUAAUCGUUUGACUCAUCCCGUUACACUGGGCUAAGUUAUUUUUGGUCAUGAAAUCCUACACCUGUAGGAGACCUUGUGGCAUAGUAGCGUAGUAUUGAUGUACAUAGUUAUAGGUUUAUGAACAGAUAUAGCAAGAAACGCCAGUACCCAAAAUACUAAGUAAGGAAAUUCAUUUUUUAGUAAAUGAAAUUUCUAUUUUCCUGUUGCACAGCGAUUGUGAUAAUCGACAAAACCAUUUGUUUAAUCAAUCAAUCGUGCAUUUUGAUGCAUAAAAAAUAUUAUCCAAUCCGUAAUUCAAGAAAAAUAAUUUCUACAAUAGAAAAUGAAUUAGAAGUAGAAUCGAUCCCUAGAAUAGAAAGUGGCCACAAAAUUUUUAAUCGCAAUUUCAAUCAGUGAAAUUUGUCUCCAGUCCCCCCUUUUCGUUAAUAUUUACACGAUAUUAACGAUUGACUCUAAAAUUAGUUGAUAAAGAAAUAAAGAUGCUAGAUUAUAUUUUUUCUGAAUGUCUAGGAAUAAUUUAGAGUUAAGAAACAUGAAACUGUGAAUUCACGUGCCAAAUGCAUAAAAAUUAAAAAAAACUUCUGAUGAAGUUGUCGUCUCCAGACCGGAGAUGUAAUUUACGAUUAACUUAAUUAGUCUUAUGUGAUUAAUAAUGUCCCUAUUGAUAAAUAUAUUUCCGUUUUAAUCGGUAUUGUAAAUAAUAAAAAGUACCUUUGAUGUUAAUUGAGAGGAUAAAACUGUCGGAAACUAUACAAAUCACUAUAUGAAAACAAUCCUAUUGUCGAUGUAAUGAAUAAUCAUCGUGUACCUUCUAUAGACUCGUGUGACUGGAAUAAGUACAAGUUAAUUUAAUUGUAGCCCAAAUAUCUGUCAAUAGUGUAAUCGUGUAAUUAUCAGGAAAAAUGAAACAAAUAUAUGAAAUAUUUAGAAGAAA